Messenger RNA from Andrographis paniculata, 1225 nucleotides. RefSeq lists its product as uncharacterized. The record is from RefSeq and is a predicted model, not a curated record. The coding region runs from base 392 to 694 and encodes 100 amino acids. The transcript has 3 exons. Lineage: Eukaryota; Viridiplantae; Streptophyta; Magnoliopsida; Lamiales; Acanthaceae.
AAAUCUUUAGAAAUAUAUCCCUAAACCUGCACCCCUACCCCGAGCGUUACUCCAUUUCCCGUCUUCUCCACGAAGUCGUCGAUCGCCGUUACUGAUUCGUCUCUCACCGACAUUCAAGUCUUCUCCUAUACUUUGGCUUCACGAUUAGUUCUUCGACCUUCGUUAUCUUUUCCUCUCGACCUUCGCCGUCAUCGUAACGGACCAGGUCGUCGUCUUGACGGUCUUCUUCUUCUACAGUUUCACGGGGUCUUUAUUAAUAGUGCCAAAAGUUCUAAAACAGUCCAUGUUGCAAUUAAUAAGGGCUAGCCGCUAGGCCGAGAGGUUUCACGGGCAGCAAUCAAAAUCAAAACUCAGAGGGGAGUAUAUCUCUCUCAGGAAGAAGGAGAAAGGCAUGGAUUCUGACCUGAAUUACAAGGGCGAAAGUGAAGAAAAAACUUCAGAAAAAGAUACGCAGGCAAGCAAGGUUUGCAAACGUUGCAAAACGUCGUAUACAGUGUCUUCCAACUCCUCCACGUCUUGCCGCUUUCAUCCUUCAAUCUUUGUCUGCCGCCGACAUGACGAUCAGAAGAGGUACUAUGAGCUAGGACAGGAUGAUCCUCCAUACGCCGCCAAGUUCUAUGACUGCUGCGGAGCAGAGGAUGUGGUAGCGCCUGGCUGCACUACCAGUUCUCAUAUUUCAUACGAUGAUGAGUGACAAGCUUCAACUGAUAUGGUUAAGCUGAAGACGCUGUUUAUAUGAGAAAUAUAAUAUGGUGGACACUAAUAGUGUCGAAACUGCAAGUCGAAGAGUGAUAAAACUAAGUGUUGGAGAAAAGACUGAAGCAGAAGCGUCGCGGAUUCCACAUCAUAAAAUUUUCUUGAAGAUAAAAAUGGAAUUUCUGCCGGGAUAGGCUACUCUAAUGUUGGAAAUUUCGAUUUAUCUGAUGUGGCGAUGGAGACGGCGUAUCCUCGUACUCAGUGUGAUAGUUUGGUUAAUCUCGAUGGUACUAUUUCUUUUCGUAAUAUAGAUAUGUUUGCCGAUGUUUUUGUGGAUCCAUUUGUUGAUAUGUAUCUGAUAUGAUUGUCAAGUGUUAAAAAUCCUCGGUAAAAUGUGGGUUACUGAUAUUCUAUUUCUAUCUUAUUUUCGGUUUAAGUUGUACGGUUGAUCCCCAAUUAUGUAUUGAAUGUCUCAUCAACUUGGUGCCGGUGCAAGUUCUUGAGCUUAAUGUCUACGGUUUUAUCCUAA